UUUUCUGGCUAGUUCUGCGGGCCGGGUCUGGGGGACCCUUCCGCACACCGGCAGAGGUAGCGGUCCAACAUGAGCCAGGUUCUGUUUCAGCAGCUAGUCCCGUUGCAGGUGAAAUGCAAAGACUGCGAAGAGAGGAGAGUAAGUGUUAGAGUAAGCAUUGAACUACAAUCAGUUUCUAAUCCAGUUCAUAGAAAGGAUUUAGUUAUUCGUCUGACUGAUGAUACUGACCCAUUUUUUCUGUAUAACCUUGUUAUAUCUGAGGAAGAUUUUCAGAGUUUAAAAUUCCAACAAGGUCUUCUGGUGGACUUCUUAGCUUUCCCACAAAAAUUUGUAGAUCUCCUUCAGCAGUGUACUCAAGAACAUGUCAAAGAAAUUCCAAGGUUUUUGUUACAGUUAGUUUCUCCAGCAACUAUUUUGGAUAACUCACCUGCCUUUUUAAAUGUGGUAGAGACAAAUCCUUUCAAGCAUCUUACGCAUCUCUCACUAAAACUUUUACCUGGGAAUGAUGUGGAAAUAAAGAAGUUUCUAGCAAGCUGUUUGAAAUGUAGCAAGGAAGAAAAAAUAUCAUUGACGCAAUCACUAGAUGAUGUUACUAGGCAACUAAAUUUCACACAAAAGACAUUAUCAGAGAAAAUCCAAGAAUUAGAUAAAUUACAGAAUGAAUGGUCAUCACACACAGCAGCAUUGUCAAAUAAGCAUUCUCAGGAACUGACAAAUGUGAAGGAAAAAGCUUUGCAGGCACAGGUUCAAUACCAACAGCAGUAUGAACAACAAAAGAAAGAUUUAGAAGUCCUCCAUCAACGAAACAUCCAGCAGCUACAAAACAGAUUGUCUGAGUUAGAAGCGGCUAAUAAAGACUUAACUGAAAGGAAAUAUAAAGGAGACUCUACUGUCAGAGAACUUAAAUCAAAACUGUCUGGUGUUGAAGAGGAGCUCCAGCGGGCUAAGCAAGAAGUCCUCUCUUUGCGAAGAGAGAAUUCUACACUAGAUGCUGAAUGCCAUGAAAAGGAAAAGCUUAUUAAUCAGCUACAAACAAAAGUGGCUGUUUUAGAACAGGAAAUCAAGGAUAAGGACCAGCUUGUUUUAAGAACAAAAGAAGCAUUUGAUACAAUUCAAGAACAAAAGGUGGCUUUAGAAGAAAAUGGUGAGAAAAAUCAGGUUCAACUAGGAAAACUUGAAGCUACAAUAAAAUCAUUGUCAGCAGAACUUCUCAAGGCAAAUGAAAUUAUCAAGAAGUUACAAGGGAAUCUGAAAACUUUAAUGAGUAAAUUGAAACUGAAGAAUACAGUAACAAUUCAGCAAGAGAAACUCUUGGCUGAGAAGGAAGAAAAAUUACAAAAGGAACAAAAGGAAUUACAAGAUGUUGGACAGUCUCUCCGAAUUAAAGAGCAAGAGGUAUGCAAAUUGCAGGAACAAUUAGAAGCUACAGUUCAAAAACUAGAAGAAAGCAAACAGCUUCUAAAAAAUAAUGAAAAAUUGAUCACAUGGUUAAAUAAAGAACUAAAUGAAAAUCAGCUGGUGAGAAAGCCAGAUGUGUUGGGAUCUUCUACCACUCCGCCUGUACACUCUAGUAGCAACACAGUCAGAAGUGGAAUUUCUCCUAAUUCUAAUGUGGUUGAUGGUAGACUGACUUACCCAACCUGUGGGAUUGGUUAUCCUUUCUCAUCUGCAUUUGCAUUCCAGAAUACAUUUCCUCAUCCUUUAUCUGCUAAAAAUACUAUCCACCCGGUUUCAGGACCAAAGGUUCAGUUUAACUUGCAGUUUACAAAACCAAACACAUCACUAGGAGAUACUCACUCGGGAACAACUAGUAAUGUGCUUUGCUCAACUGAUAAGGAAAAUGGUGAAAAUUUAGGGCUGGAAUCCAAGUAUCUGAAGAAAAGGGAAGAUAGCAUUCCUUUACGUGGACUCAGCCAAAAUCUAUUUAAUAAUGCAGACCAUCAAAAAGAUGGCAUUGUAGGAGCAUCACAGACAUCUUCAAAACCCACAGUCCUCCCUUCUGCAUCUUCAGCUUAUUUCCCUGGGCAGUUAUCAAACAGUUAAGCUUAGUGUCAUCUUUUACUUCUUAUUGAAAUUGUUGAAAUUCACAUGGUUUAAAAAUAUAUUAGCAGCAUAGAUCAAAUCCUAAACAAAUAAGUUUCAAAGUUUACAUGAGUUACUCUUACUAGAUUGUUUGGAUCCUAUCAGUACUGUUGUACUUUAUGGCAGUUUAGAGGAACAAAUUUAUAUUGGGGAUUGGUGAAGAUUCUGAGUAUAUGAUGCUUUCUAGCUUGUGAACCUGGUGUUUUACAGAAUAAUGGUAUGAAUGUUAUUAAACUAAUCCUUAGAAAUUCUCAGAAGUUCUAAGGGAGGAAUUAAUCCUUGUAAGGGACGUUCUAAUUAUAUUGAAUAUCUGGGUCCAUCAAAACCUCAGGCAUAGUAAUAUCAAACCAAAGAAUGCUAAUGAUUCAUAUUAUCACUUUCAUUGGCAUAAUGUUUUGAUUUUGCCACCUGAGAAUUAUGAGGGAAAAUGAUUAUCUCAAGUUAUCUAUAUUGUUGAUAUUUACAGUAAAGGGAAAAGUGCUAAAACUACCUUGAAUGAAAUGAUUUAAUCUUUCAUUGUGAGUAUUUUCCUUGAAACCUUUAAAAUUAACUGUUGAGUAAGUCUACUAAUUCAAUUUGAUAAUUUGGACAGUGUAUUUACAUGACCAGAUUAGGUAUAAAGUGCUUUAAUUUAAGUCACUUGAGCUGCAAAGUUUAUAGGAUUUCAUUGCUUCCUGGAAGUCUUAGGCUCAUCCACUUAUUUCUCUUUCAUUUGGUGUUUUAUUGUUUAUGCAGAUCUGUAUUAGUGGAAUUUUGUUUUAAAAAUUAGUACUAUACAGAAUCAAAGAGCAUCAUGAAUAUGCACUAUUUGUUUUUUAUAGUAUCAAAGUGGGCUUAUCUUAAUGUCUGCCUAAUAAAACAGGCAAAAUAAAUGUUAGAAGUUUUAACUUUCUCCUUUUCCCUGUAACUAAGUUUUAAGUAAGAAUUGUUCCUUGGACAAAAUGUUAGGUGAUUUUAAAAAAUUAAUGUAGAAUCAGUGUCCCCUUUUUUCUUGUUGGACAACCAUCCAGUAGAGUUUCUCAAGAAACCUUCAAAUCAGUUUUUGUUUGCAAAGAUUGCUAGUGUUCACUUGGUAUUUAAAAAGUAUUUUCAAGGACCUUAUUACACAGAUGAAAGAGACAUUUCAAGAUAAUAAUGAUGUACCAGUAAUACUGGAUUCCAUGGUAAGACAAAGAAUCUUUGCCAAUUUUUUUAUGAAGGCACAAUAUUGUAUAUUAUGACACUUGGUAACUCUGCUGGCAGUUGCAAGCUGUCUUAAACCAGGGAUCUAAUUAAUUUAAAAGACUUAGUAAGUGU
Manis javanica (Malayan pangolin) is the source of this 3378-nucleotide messenger RNA. RefSeq names its product SAS-6 centriolar assembly protein (gene SASS6). NCBI's taxonomy places the organism in Eukaryota, Metazoa, Chordata, Mammalia, Pholidota, Manidae. Gene Ontology annotation, biological process: centriole replication; spermatogenesis. The record is from RefSeq and is a predicted model, not a curated record. Gene Ontology annotation, cellular component: centriole; centrosome.